Molecule: messenger RNA, 2649 nt
Organism: Caenorhabditis auriculariae
Lineage: Eukaryota; Metazoa; Nematoda; Chromadorea; Rhabditida; Rhabditidae
Source: the annotation of a GenBank genome assembly
AUGAAGAAAGGCGGGUUGACUGAAUGGGCCACCAAGUCCGAUCCCAACUGCACGCAGGGAAUUCAGUGGAUCAAAAACGUUAGUUUCAUGAUUCCAAUAGGAUAACAUACCAAAAGAAGACAUUGAUAUAAUAAUCAAUUCCAAAUCUUCAUCCAAAAAAAGGUUUCAGGUGUUCACAGACUGCGUCGAUACGGAUAUGAAGCUCAUCGGUUUUGUGAUUGGACUGAUUUCCCUUGCGUUGUGGCUGGUGCCGCUUUUUCCGCAGCUCUGGCAAAACUACAAGACGAAACGCUGCGAAGGGCUUUCCCUCGUCUUUCUUUUCUUUUGGUAAGUCUUUCCUGACACACUCCACGAUGAAAAAUCGCCUUUUUCCAAAACUAUAAAUUUUUAAAACUUCCUAAAGUUGCUUAUAUCCUCACUAUAGAUUAAAAAACCUUUUGAAUGUUUUCCCUUUUCUUUCGCACUUUGAUUUAAUAUCAAGAUCUCCCUCAUGAAGAUUUUUUUUUUCAAUUCAAUUUGUUUAUUUUUCGCAACAUCGGGAUGGUAUGGUGAUGUUGCAGGGAGGGAAAAAGACCACUAGGUGGACUAACUAACCCCACCUGUGAAGAAAAAAAAAAGUUUUUUGUGUAAGAAAAGAAAGAUUGCAGGAAAUUCCUAUAAAAAAAAUCCUUCGAAAGUCAUUCUUUCUGAACUUUUCAUGAAAAUAUCUAAAUGAGGAGUUUCAUUUUUUUAAUUUUCUAUUAAAUUUUUGGUUCACCUACAGAUAUAGUCACAGUAUCGAGCAGAAUCAACGCUCUUCUUCAUUUUUUUUUUUUGCUUUGACUCUGAAAGUUCGAUUAAUUUCAGGUUGGUUGGAGACACGUGUAACAUGCUUGGCGCGAUUUUGACCAACCAACAGCCCAUUCAGAAGAUCAUCGGCGUCUAUUAUAUUAUUCAGGUUGAAAAUAGGGUCAUAAACAAGAAAAAAGUUUUUGUUUAAAAAAAAAGAAAGAUAGGGUCAUAAAACAAUAAAAGCUUUUUUAUCAUUAGUUUGAAUAAGCGCGAAAAAAACUCCUAUUUUUUUUUAAAUAUUAAGUUUGUUAGUUCUCGAUUGAAAAAAAUUUUUUUUGAGGAUCUCGUGUUGUGGGCACAAUAUGGUUAUUAUAUGAAGAUCUAUCCGCGCAAAACGACGCAAAGAAGUUUGAUUUUACCUGCUUCCAAUAUUUGGUUCAAUGAAUCCUAUAGGCGGAACGAUCGUCGUGCCCUGCAUAGCUUUGGCUUCACUCGGCUCUCUCUGCGCAUUGAGCACUUUUGCGGAUCAGGCAGUUGCCCAGCCGCGAUUCAGACGAGGAGUCCUUGACCUUUCAGCUGCAUCUGAGUUUGUUGUUUUUAUAUCUUCCAACAAGAUGAUGUGAAAAAAAGAAAGUAUCAAAUACCAAGAAGAAAAAGACGAAAGUUUGUCUCAGCGAUGAAUUCGCGCUUGAUAAAAAAUAUAAAAGCGUGAAAUUUUUUCUCUUUUCUUCCAAUAACAGUUCAGAUAAAAGUUGAUCUUUUUCCGAUCAAAACGUUAAUCAAACUUGAAUUAAACACGAUGAAUGGAAAAUGAUAGUCUAUCAUAUAAGUUUCAAAAUUUACAUAUUCAAAGGUUCAUAAGUAAGAAAGCAUCACAUGUGUACGGUUUUUUGAUUAGUGAGGAAAUGGUAGCUCUGCCACCCCUUGAAAAAACGAAACAUUUUGAAUUUUGAUCAAUUUUAGCCCUUCUGGGCAACCGCCACUGGAUUCAAUGCUGCAAAUGUGGCCCAUCUUUGAAAGCUACACGGACUUGGUAUAUCUUCAGGCCAACCGAAAGAAUUUCAACGUUUUCAGCUCGGCUACAUCAUUGGCUCAAUGGCCGCCCUGUGCUACUUUGGUGGCAGGAUCCCACAAAUAAUCAAGGCGAGCCGUUCGGACGGCGAGAAAUCGUCAAUAUACGUAUUUCAGAAUUAUCAACGUCAGAGCUGCGAAGGACUUUCCCUCACGAUGUUCUACAUUAUUGUUGCAGCCAACAUGACCUAUGGGAUUUCGGUUUUGAUGGCUACUACCGGCUGGAUUUACCUUUUAAGGCAAGUUUUCUGCAGCACAGUUCCGUUUCAAAAAUUUUUUUUUUGCUUUUUGAAGAGAUUCUGUUUCUGAAGCCGUGUUGGGUCACCGGAAAGAUGAUUAGGAAGAUGGAAAAAAAAAUAAAAUGAGCAGAGUUUCCAGACAAACUUUGGAUUAAAUCAUCAAACUAUCAUAACUGAGCCACAUUCUUUCCGUAGCAUGAACAUCAGGGAAUCCUGGACUGUUUCAAACUUUCAUGCCUAUAUUUAUAAAGAAGUGUUGUAAGAGAUUAGCACACGUUCUCUGAGAUAUGCCAUCAACCGUUGGUACUAAAAGUUCAUGUUGCUUUUUAGAGACUUGUGUAGCUGUUCGUUCCACAGUUUUGACAGUUCAUUGAUUCUGUGUUAAAAAGAAAUAAGUUUCAGGCACCUUCCCUGGCUGGCGGGAAGCCUCGGCUGCUGUGUUUUUGAUGCUGUGAUGAUCUCGCAGUACUACUACUACAGAAAACGGUCCUACGACGCGCCGAACGGGUCGAGCGUCGAGCGGGAAGGUCUUCUGGCCGACGAAGACGACGACGAUCCCCUCGCCUGA